Colletotrichum scovillei is the source of this 2832-nucleotide messenger RNA. RefSeq lists its product as uncharacterized. The record is from RefSeq and is a predicted model, not a curated record. NCBI's taxonomy places the organism in Eukaryota, Fungi, Ascomycota, Sordariomycetes, Glomerellales, Glomerellaceae. Gene Ontology annotation, cellular component: nucleus. The coding region runs from base 1 to 2832 and encodes 943 amino acids. Gene Ontology annotation, molecular function: DNA-binding transcription factor activity, RNA polymerase II-specific; RNA polymerase II cis-regulatory region sequence-specific DNA binding; zinc ion binding. The transcript has 8 exons. Gene Ontology annotation, biological process: DNA-templated transcription; positive regulation of transcription from RNA polymerase II promoter by galactose.
AUGGGAAAGAGGUCCGGUCUGAACCUUCUCAAUAAGAGGAUCGAACAAUCGCAAGACACUAUGCAAGACCUACGAGACAAAGAUUAUUUCCAGCAACGUGCAUCCGACGAUAUGGCACGGCAUCUCCACACCAAGCAGCGAAGUUUGAAGGAAACGCUAGCCCAGGCCUGUCGAAUUAUCUAUCUACACGAAGGCGAGUCAGGCCUUGCUGGACAGAUCUCAGCUCGCUCAGAUCGUGGGAAAGGAUAUUAUUGGACACUCCGUUUCGGCUUAGGGUUCGAUGAAGCAACACCGGAUGACUUUAUCGAGGUCGACCAAGACCUACACACCGUGUCCGGGACUGGAAUGGCGAACCCUGCAACUAGAUUUCACCUCUGGGUCUAUGCCAGUCGCCCGGACAUCAACAGUAUCGUCCAUACCCAUUCUCCAUCUGUUGCUUCUCUCGCGGCUGCCAAACAGCCGCUUGUGGUGUGCCAAAUGGAUAUGACGCCUUUUUACGACAACUGCGCCUUUUUACCGGAGUGGCCUGGGCUUCCCAUAGCGGAUCAUGAGGGCGUCAUCAUUAGCGAAGCCCUAGGAUCUAAGAGUUCCAUCAUUCUAGUUAAUCAUGGCCAACUCACGGCGGGUGUGACUGUGGAGGAGGCGACUUACCUGUCAGUCUACCUCGAACGCGCUGCCGGCUUACAGCUACGAGCAUCAACAUUGGGGCCCCUAGCGCCCGUUCCAGGAGACCUGGCAAAGGAUGCCAGAAAUUAUCUGCUCAAAGCCCGUGUUGUCAGUGCAACCUUUGAUUACUGGGGUCGCCUAUGCGACAGGGUCAAUGAGAGAUCGAAAUCAUCUAAUAGGAGUCCUCAACUUCUCGCCGAAGAACCUGAGCAGGAAACACCACCUAGAGGAGAGACGGCCUGCGUAUAUGAGCGGAACUUUACCGGAGAUCAGAGAAGAUCAUCCAAAAUCCAGAGUCGUCUAAGCUCAGGGCGAGCGGCUGAAAUCUUGCCGACGCAUGGAGACCCGUCUACUUUCGCAGAUCCUUCAGCAAUGUCGGGUCAGUCCGAACACUUGCCAACAACUCCUGCCUCUUUGCAAACGCACCGUGGCUUUGGAGCUACGGAUCUAGCGGACCCAUCAAGUCUGCCACCAUACUAUGUCGAUGCUGUCGUGGGGCCGAGAUCUGCUUCACAAGCUGAUGCUAUGACUGGCUCGGCGGAGCAUCCAUCCGCGAGCAAAGAAUUCUUCGGCCAAAGCAGCGCCGGCUCCUUUGUUAGACAAGUACAUUCGGUCAUCGACAAGCGAGCAGUCGAUUUUAGGGAUGGUAUACAGCCAAACCACCUCAACACAAAAGAUAGAAUGCAGGACACCCAGCCGACAGAUCAUCGUGAUUACAUCCUGCCAUCUCGAAGAUUCGCCGACAGUUUACUGACUGCUUAUUACGAUCUCGUUUGGGCCGUGUUGCCUGUUCUCGACAGGACAUUUCUUCAAAAGGCUUACGAGGGCUGCUGGCUGGGGUCUCAUUGUGCCAUUCCGGAGCAUAUUCUUUAUUGUAUUCUCAAUCUCAUUUUCGCUCUUGGGAGCCAAUUUUCCGAAGUCGUGGAACCAUGUCGGCGAAAGGAGACAGGCCUCUCAUUCUGGAACAGAGCCCGUCAACUCUACUGUCAUGAUGCGCAUGACGCGUCACUUGAGCGAGUUCAAUGCCUUCUUUUGAUGGGACUGUAUCUCCAGAGCACCUCCGAUACCUACGAGUGUUGGAUGACGAUCGGAUCAGCAAUUCGAAUGGCCCAAAGCUUAGGCCUACAUUCAGGCGCAUCAUCUACUGGGCUUCUGGGACCUCGACAAUAUCAGAUUGUAUGCAGAGUCUGGCAUGGAUGCGUUUAUCAGGAUCGCGUCUUGUCCGUGACGUAUGGACGUCCAAGCAUGAUUGCUAAAUGGCUGCAGACACCCGAUGGGCUACCCUCUAUGAUCGACGAUGAAUUCCUUGAUACACAGACGGAGCCCUCCGCUAUUCGUCCUGAUGGCAGCCCGUCCGUCAUGGCCUUUUUUCGGAAGACCCUAGAACUAUUCGACAUCAUCAACGAUAUUUUGAUCCAACUCUAUUUAAACCCAAAGGAAGCGAGAGUUAAAAACACCCAUCAUCUCAGACUAGUUCUUGACCUUGACGAACGUCUAGUCGCCUGGAUCCAUUCCUUACCGGAACACCUGACGUACUCUUAUAACAGUUCAGAUGAAGCCUUCGCUUUCCGGAGGCAGCGUGUUGUACUUCGUGCACGGUACCUUCAAGCUCGGAUGAUUCUUUUCCGUCCAAUUCUUGCGGAUCUAUACUUGAGGCCUCAAUACUCUCCUGAUGAUGUAGUCAGCAAAGAGUCUAGCUUAUCCCAUCACGGUGCUAUAGCUCCUUACCCCUUUUCUCGGCGCCGAAGUACUGAUCAGAGAGCAAUAGACAUAUACACAGCCGCUACCGUUUUGCUUUCAGAGCGUUUGAGGUCAAUUCGUGGACUACCGCAAAUUACAAAGUCGUGGACUCAGCAUUGGAACUCUGCUAUCAAAUUACUUGGAGCAUACGCGCAGGUCGGUGACUCAGCUAAGCGUUGUAUGGCUGCGCUUGGUCUCCUGUCGGCCAAGAUCCAAGACGUAGUAGACCACACCCAAGGCGAGAGGAAUAACACAGAACAGCAGGAUGAGGACCGAGAGAUUCACUCAGCGGCAACGUUGAGCGAAGCGUCUGGUUGGAUGAAUUCUAUUGAAGACACCAUAGUCCUACCCAAUCUUGAGGACAUGGACUUUAACAUAGAUGACUCGUCGUGGCUCAUCGACGCGCCUAUUGAUAGAUUCUUCUGA